This is a messenger RNA of Sebastes umbrosus (honeycomb rockfish), 4148 nucleotides long. Its product is annotated as nuclear factor 7, brain-like. Bases 536 to 2176 code for a protein of 546 amino acids. The record is from RefSeq and is a predicted model, not a curated record. Gene Ontology annotation, molecular function: zinc ion binding; protein binding. The transcript is spliced from 2 exons. NCBI's taxonomy places the organism in Eukaryota, Metazoa, Chordata, Actinopteri, Perciformes, Sebastidae.
CAAUAUGCCUCAGGCCAAGGCUGUCGAAGGUGUGGAGGCAUAAAGAUAUGUUUGGGAUUGUCUUCUAUCAAUGCACCUUUUUAUUGCCCAGUAAAUUGUUUACGCUGCUAGUAGUAGCAAUUAGUAUAGUAAUAUAUAUUAGAGUAUUCUUACUAUUCCACUUCUCACAGAGUGCCUACACAGCUUAGUGCUUCCCCUUAAAAAAAUGAACUCAAGAAUAAGUUAGGUACAGAACAACCUUCCCUCUCAUGUUGAGCCAGGAAAAACCUGUAUGUAAUUAAAAUCAUACCUAAGCUUGAGGAAGUCAAAACCUCCCUAACGGAGCUGCAGUGAGAGGCGGAGCAAAACUGGAAAGACAACGUUUCAACGUAAUAUUUCUUAAAUGAAACUCAAGGUUUGUUAGUGUCGCAGGAGACUUGAGACGGUCGAGACAAAUCGGUUUCUCUCAAAAGAAACAUUAAACUGAGUUCAUCAAUAAAGUGAUUCAUCAGGUCUUUUUCAACAACACAUCAGAGACUCUUCUGCAAACACUGAUAUGGCUGCUGUCAGCUGUUUGCUAUCUGAAGAUCAAUUUCUGUGCUCCAUCUGUCUGGAUGUGUUCACUGAUCCAGUCAGCACACCAUGUGGACACAACUUCUGCAAGAAAUGCAUCGAUGUACACUGGAAUACUAAUGAGCAGUACCGGUGUCCCAUGUGUCAAGAGGUUUUCAUUAGAAGACCUGACCUGCAUAUCAACACUUUGUUCUCUGAGAUGGUUGCUCAGUUCAGACAGUCAGCUCAACAGAAAGCCACCAGAAGACGCUCAGAGCAACAAGUUGCCAAACCAGGAGAAGUUCCCUGUGACUUCUGCACUGGAACCAAACUGAAGGCCCUGAAGUCCUGCCUGGUGUGUCUGGCCUCCUACUGUGAUACUCACCUAGAGCCUCAUCUGACAAUGUCAGGUCUGAAAGCACAUCAGCUGAUCGACCCUGUGGAGAACCUGGAAGACAGGAUGUGUACGAAGCACGAUAAACCUCUGGUGCUGUUCUGUAAGACCGACCUGGCAUGUGUCUGCAUGCUCUGUAAUGUUGAAGACCACAAGAUGCAUGAUGUUGUUCCUCUGAAAGAUGAAUAUGAAGGAAAGAAGGCCGAGCUGGGGAAGACAGAGGCUGAAAUCCAGCAGAUGAUCCAUAACAGACGACUGAAGAUUCAGGAGAUCAAACACUCGGUAGACCUCAGUAAAGAAUAUGCAGACAGAGAUAUAGCAGACGGUGUUCAGGUCUUCACUGCUCUGAUGGAGUCUGUUGACAGAGGUCUGGCCAAUCUCAUCGACACGAUCAAAAUGAAGCAGAAAAUAACAGAAAAACAGGCUGAAGAUUUCAUCAAAGAGCUGGAACAGGAAAUCUCUGAGCUGUCAAAGAGAUGGGCAGACGUGGAGCAGCUCUCACGCUCUGAAGACCAACUCCAUCUUCUCCAGAGUGUCCAGUCCCUAAAAGCUGCUCCACCCACCAAGGACUGGACAGAGGUCAGCAUCCAUCCAUCAUAUGAAGAGACUGUGGUGAAAGCUGUGGCUCAGCUGGAGGAGACACUCAGUAAAGAGAUGAAGAAGCUGGUUCAAGCUGAGCUGAAGAGGGUCCAGCAGUAUGCAGUGGAUGUGACUCUUGAUCCUGAUACAGCUCAUCCCCAUCUCAUCCUGUCUGAUGAUGGGAAACAAGUGAAUGAUAGCGAUGUGAGGAAGGAUCUCCCAGACAACCCAGAGAGAUUUUCUAAUUGUGUUAGUGUUUUAGGAAAGCAGAGUUUCUCUUCAGGCAGAUUUUACUUUGAGGUUCAAGUUAAAGGAAAGACUAAAUGGUCUUUAGGAGUGGCCAGAGAGUCGAUCAACAGGAAGGGAGACCUCACACUGAGCCCUGAGGAUGGGAACUGGACUAUAUGUUUGAGAAAUGGAAAUGAGUAUGGAGCUCUUGCUGAGUUUGAUGUCAGCCUCUCUCUGAAGUCUCGGCCUCAGAAGCUGGGGGUGUUUGUGGAUUAUGAGGAGGGUCUGGUCUCCUUUUAUGACGUAGAUGCUGCCAUUCUUAUCUACUCUUUUACUGGCUGCUGCUUCACUGAGAAACUCCUUCCAUACUUCAGUCCUGGUCUUAAUGAUGGUGGUAAAAACUCUGCACCUCUGAUCAUCUCUCCGGUCAUAGUAUACUUAUAAAUUUCCUGCAUUUAUUUUAUUCAUUAAAGGGAACAAUUGUACAUACGGUAUUUAACGUGAAUACCGUAUAAUUUAGAUCUCAUUUCCUUAGGAAUCUAUUAACUGUGGUGAUUGACUUACACUUCAUUGUAAAGACUAGUGCAGUGCCCAUUCAAAACAUGCCUGUUCAGAACGGGACCCAGGGGCAGACUUUACCGUUACGUUUAAGGUAGGCAACUGACUGAGGCCCCCAACUAAAAGGGCCCAAACAGCUACAGAUUUAUUAUGAUGUUUAGAUAUGAAAAAUAUUGAAUCAUGUUACUAUUCUAACUCAUUGUGCCCCGAAAUAACUUACAAAUCACUUAAAAAAAAAAUAUGUAACUCAUCUUUAUACUACUUACUGUGUACUUGUACUUCAGAGGAAAACAUUGUAGUACUACAUUUACCCGACAGAGAAAUGUUACUGGUUACGUUGCAGAUUCAGGUUUUACUCACAAAAUAAAACAAUUAAAAUGUGAUGCAUUAUUAUUUAGUAAACUAUCCAGAAUCAUAUUAGAAUCCAAAGCUCCGACUUGAACAGAUGUUAAGUAUAUUUAAGUACAUUUUGCUGAUAAUGCCUCUCUUUCACUCUUCACUUGAAGUAAGCUUCUGAAUGCACGACUUUUACUGUGCGUUAUUAAUAGUUUUACUAUUAAUAGUUCAUAGUUUUAGGCCUACUUCUUCUACCACUGCCAAUACCAACAUUCCCAGUAUGAGAAAAGAUUGUGAAAAGUAAAGCAAGAUGGCAUUUGCCCUUGGGGCCCCCAGAUCACUAAAUCCACCCCUGAAUAACACACUCAGGUCACGGUUACUCACGGUCAGAAAGAUUAGGCCACCAUUGUAAAUACGAAUUUGUUCUUAAUUGACUUGCCUGGUUAAAUAAAGGUUAAAGGUCAAAUACUGAAUGUGCUGCAUGUCCGAAUUACAUCAAAUUUGACACUGCAUGUCCUCGGGUCCCCUGUAAUACACCCGCCAAGUGUGAAGUCGAAUAACACAGGAGGGAGGGACAGACAGACAGAUGCCUGGCUUUAUAGUUAGAUUUUGUAUUAUAUGCAUCCAAUUAAAUAGCCAACACAUUUAUUUGAUGCAUUCAUGUCUUCAACCUUGCAUCAUGGCACAGGUUGUUGGGAUAAUAUCUAUCUAAACCUCUGUUAAAUCUACAGACAUUUAUUUUCACUUCAAGAAGAAAUGACUGUUUCUAAAGACACCAAAUAUGACGUUUGAUUUUGAGCAAUUUUGCAAAGACUGCUGCAAAAUAUCUUGUUUUUUAUUUUUCCAUUUGAUGUGCAGCCACAGAAAACAUAUUGCUGAAUAUGUAAUUAUGUCAUAAAGCAUUUAGGAUUAAGGCCUAUUACAUGCCUAUAAUGUCUACAGAAUACAGAUUGUGUCAUUGUUAUAGUGGGUAUAAAAAGUUAAUGGAGAAAGUUAAAAAAGGGAAUAGAUACUGGUAGAAUUCUCCAUUUUGUGUGAAAAGUGGUUUGGUUAAUUACUGGUCACUUUGGCCAAUGUUUAUUUGUUUUGUGAAUACCGGUAAGAUGGGUUAUGAGUCAAAGAAAUCUGUAAGUAUGUGAUUGUGAAAUAAAAACUGUGAAAUAAACUAGUUGUUCACCACAAGGCCUGAGUAAACAGUAAUUUGAGCACCAAACACUUAAUUAAAAUACCUGGUUUACACAUAAAUUGUAUUUCAUGACAAAUACAUUGUAUUUCCUGUGGCUUUUUCACAAUAAAAGCUCAUCUGUGUUUCACCAGUUGGAGGCUUUUAAUGUGCCGCAGUGGCAGGAGGAAAUAUUUGUUUCCACUAGCAAUGAUUGAAUACAGUAUGUCUGUAGGAGAGUGAACAGUAAUCAGUGAGGCAAUGAGAUAGAGUUACACUGGAUUAUAUGUCGCAUAGAUUCCAGUCAAUCCCUCGUGUGAGUGAUGGCGAUCGCCAAUCCAGCAGGGUAAUGGCGAUCGA